Geodia barretti is the source of this 810-nucleotide messenger RNA. Lineage: Eukaryota; Metazoa; Porifera; Demospongiae; Tetractinellida; Geodiidae. The record is from the annotation of a GenBank genome assembly.
AUGGAUACGCUGAAGUCGAUCCUUGCCGAUAUGGGAUCGGUGAUUGUGGCGUAUUCGGGCGGGACUGACAGUGCGUUUCUUGCGUUCACAGCGCACGACGUGCUGGGUGACAAGGCGCUCGCCGUUACCGCAAAGUCGCCGAGUCUUGCGCCGUCCGAACUCAGGGAAGCAAUCGAGCUUGCGGAGCGGCUGGGCUUUCACCACCGCAUAGUCGAGACGCAUGAGGUCGAGCGCGAGGACUACGCGGAGAACAAUCCCAACCGCUGCUUCUUCUGCAAGGACGAGCUGUACACCUACCUGAGCAGCUACGCAGAGGAAGAGGGCUGGAACAGCAUCGUCAACGGCACAAAUACGGACGAUCUGGGCGAUUUUCGUCCGGGACUGAAUGCGGCAAAGCAGUACGGCGUACGCAGCCCAAUGGUGGAAGCGGACCUGUCCAAGCCUGAGAUCCGCGAACUGUCGAAGGAUAUGGACCUGCCCACGUGGGACAAGCCGGCGCAGGCAUGCCUGUCGUCGCGCAUCCCAUACGGCUCAAUGGUCACGGUGGAGGCGCUGACACGCAUCGCGCAGGCCGAAGAGUACCUGCACGACAUUGGCAUACGCCAGUUGCGAGUGCGCCAUCACGACACAGUGGCGCGCAUCGAGGUGGAGCCGCAGGACUUCAUCACGCUGACGGAUGAGGCGGUACGCGAACAGGUUGUGCGCAAAGUUCCGCGAGAUUGGCUAUUCGUAUGUAACGCUCGACCUGCAGGGCUUCCGCUCGGGAGCAUGAACGAGGUGCUGGCGGCGCUGCGAAAGAAGUCGGGCUAG